AAGGUUCAUUAAUGCGUGUGAGGCCUGUAUGUGAACUUCAAUAUCGACAUUUGGCCUGACUUAUCAUACUUGCAGUGAACGAAGGAAAAUGAACUUGUUAACUAUGAUUGGACUAAAAUGUUCAGUAUCAUGAUAGACGAACAAUUUAUAGGAGAUCGUCCAUUAACUAGAACAAACUGUUCUAUAUGAAGUGGACUGCGCAACAAUGAAGUUUGACAACAUCACGGUAGUGCUGGGAGAGUUCGGAAAGUAUCAGAGGAUCCUGUACGUGUGCGUGUGCAUCCCGAUCAUCUUUACAGCUAUUCAGGAAUUCGCCUCCGUCUUCACUCUCGCCUUGCCGAAGCAUAGAUGCACUGUCCCUUCAUUGGAAAAUGAUACAUACGAAGUUCAAGGCAUUUGGCAUGAGAUUUUGAUCAACAAAUCCAUUCCUCGGAGCACUGAUGAUUCACUUGACUACGACGCAUGCGCAUUGUAUAUGUCCCAUGAAAACACGUCCUUCAACGAACAAGGCGUUCCUUUGAACUCUUCGACAGCGGAAUGUGACUCAUGGGUAUACGACCAGGCAACUUUCAAGAGCACAUUCUUCACAAAGAUCAACCUGGUUUGCAGCGAGGAAUUGGCACGCGCGAAUGCUAACACUGCGAUGUUUGUCGGGCACUUAAUUGGGGCCAUCAGCAUUGGUCUAGUGGCCGAUAUGUUUGGUCGAAAGAAGGCCUUGGUGGUCUCAAUAGUUGUGUUCAUCGUGGCGGCGUUCGGGUCGGCGUUCGCUCGCACAUAUGAAGUGUUCGUAUGCUUUCGGUUCCUGCAGGGUGUCGGUACCCUGAGCAUGUACACGACACUGUUUGUUAUCGGUCUGGAGCUGGUCGGUCCCUCGUAUCGAGUAGCUGCGGGUAUGCUCAUCAACUUCUUCUGGAGUGUCGGUCUCUACGUGCUCUGUCUCACGGCAUUCCUUGUGCGAUCGUACUUCCCACUGCAACUCGCCCUAGCAUGUCCGACAGUGAUACUCGUUCUACAUAUAUGGCUGGUACCAGAGUCUCCUCGAUGGUUGAUGUCUAAAGGACGUUACCAGGAAGCCAAUCAAAUUCUACAAAAGUGUGCCAAGGUCAAUGGCGUCACCUUACCCGAUUAUCUCAUAGACUACGACAUCGAUGACGUCACUAAAACCUCACAAAGCGUGCUGAAGAUGUUCACGGUCCCUCGAUUACUUUUAAGGACGCUGAUUAUUUACUUCAACUGGAUUGUCGUCAAUAUGGUAUAUUACGGUCUCACCCUCAACGUUGGCGAUCUUAGCGGGGACAUCUACGUGAACUUCGCCAUCAACAGCACUAUGGAGUUAGGCGCCUACAUCAUGUGUCUCCUGCUACUCAACAGGGUUGGAUGCAGGUGGCUGCACGCCAGCACAAUGAUUCUCGGAGGGGCCUCAUGUCUGUCCACGAUAUUUUCUACCCUCUAUGCUCCGCCUGAACACGCGUGGAUCACUGUGGUUCUUGCAAAUGUAGGCAAGUUUGGCAUCUCGGCUUCAUUCGCGAUCAUCUACUUCUGGUCGGCGGAACUGUUCCCGACUCUGGUGCGCAACUCUGGCAUGGGUUCGAGCUCCAUGGUCGGCAUCGUGGGGACCAUCCUGUCCCCAUAUACAAUGGAGCUGGGCAAAGUUAUUCCUGGAAAUUUCGGGAAGGCUCUUCCGCUUAUCAUAUUUGGAGGUCUCUCCUUAGCUGCCGGUCUUCUUAGUUUGCUUCUUCCGGAAACGAAAGGAGCUGUCCUUCCGGAAUCAGUGAGGGACGCGGAGAAAUUCGGAAGACCAAGCAAGAAAGCGCCGACUUCAAUUCAAAAAGCUAUAGCUAAGAUGAAGUUCGAUGAUUUGAUUAUACAUCUUGGAGAUUUCGGAAAGUACCAGAAGAUCCUGUAUUUUAUUGUAUGCAUUCCGACUAUUUUUACCGCCAUGCAGAACUUGUCGUCUGUUUUCACGCUGGCAAUUCCGAGACACAGAUGUGCAAUACAUAGUCUCGAAAACGACACGUACACGGUUCAAGGUCCCUGGCACGAUGCUCUGAUCAACCAAUCAAUUCCCAGUGAAACAGACGAUGGUGGUUUAUUGGUCUACAGCGAGUGCCAAAUGUAUUCAGCCAAUGAAAACACUUCUCACAACUUGAUAUAUGGGGCAACAAACGUAAGCAAGUUUGACUGCGAUUCGUGGGUGUACGACGCAACAACUUUUGAAUCAACGUUCAUAACGAAGGCUGACCUAGUUUGCGGCCAGGAGAUUGCGCGGGCCAACGCGAACAUGAUCCUGAUGAGCGGUGUGCUAUUCGGGGCUAUAGCAAUGGGGAUAUUCUCUGACAUAUUCGGUCGCAAGAGGGCAGUGAUGGUGUCAGUGUUCUUGCAUGUGGCGGCAGCGUUCGGCUCGGCGUUUGCGCCAAACUACGGCGUCUUCGUGGCGCUGCGCUUCCUGCAAGGUUUCUCCAACAUGGGCAUAUUCAUGCCCCUUUUCGUCAUCGGCGUAGAGCUCGUAGGUCCUUCGUAUCGCGUGGCGGCCGGAAUCAUAAUCGAGAUGUUCUGGUGCGCCGGCCUCUACAUCCUCUGCCUCGUGGCAUACCUCGUGCGCACGUGGAACACAUUACAGCUAGUGCUCGCCUGUCCCACCGUGCUGCUAUUCCUUUAUUUCUGGUUAAUUCCCGAGUCCCCGAGAUGGCUUCUAUCUCAAGGUCGCACGGAGGAAGCCUUAAAGGUCAUCAAGAAGUGUGCAAAGGUAAACGGCGUUACCUUGCCGCAGAAGGUCAUGGAAGGGUUGGGAGAGAGGGAGGUCACGGUGGAGAAACAAAGCGUCCUAAAAAUGCUCACGGUGCCUAGGCUGCUUAUCCGAACGUUGAUCAUAUUUUUAAACUGGAUGGUCGUGAGCAUGGUCUAUUACGGUCUAAGUCUCAACGUUGGCAAUCUGAACGGCGACAUCUACGUUAAUUUCGCCAUCAACAGCACUAUGGAGUUAGGCGCCUACGUCAUGUGCCUUCUGCUUCUCAACAGGGUGGGCCGGAAGUCGCUUCACGCCAGCACUAUGAUCCUCGGAGGGGUAGCAUGUCUGUCAACAAUAUUCACGGUGCUGUACGCAGAACAAUCGCUGUACUGGGUCACAGUUGUUCUGUCGAACGUGGGCAAGUUCGGCAUCUCGGCUGCGUUCGCGAUCAUCUACGUCUGGUCGGCGGAACUGUUCCCGACCCAGGUGCGCAGCUCGGGCAUAGGCUCUAGCUCCAUGAUGGCCCGCGUUGGCGGUAUGGUGUGCCCCUACAUAGCGGACCUGGGAACAUACGUGGAGGGCGAUUUUGGAAAGGCUCUUCCCCUGAUCAUAUUCGGCGGAUGCUCUGUACUUGCUGGUGUUUUGUCACUCUGUCUACCGGAAACGCGGGGCGCCAUUUUACCAGAAACAAUCGCCGAUGCGGAGAACUUUGGGCGAUUCGGCCGCAAGUGGGCAGUGAUGGUGUCAGUGUACUUGCAUGUGGCGGCAGCGUUCGGCUCGGCGUUUGCGCCAAACUACGGCGUCUUCGUGGCGCUGCGCUUCCUGCAAGGCUUCUCCAACAUGGGAAUAUUCAUGCCCCUCUUCGUCAUCGGCGUAGAGCUGGUCGGUCCUUCGUAUCGCGUGGCGGCCGGAAUCAUAAUCGAACUGUUCUGGUGCGCCGGCCUCUACAUCCUCUGCCUCGUGGCAUACCUCGUGCGCACGUGGAACACAUUACAGCUUGUGCUCGCCUGUCCCACCGUGCUGCUAUUCCUUUAUUUCUGGUUAAUUCCCGAGUCCCCGAGAUGGCUUCUAUCUCAAGGUCGCACGGAGGAAGCCUUAAAGGUCAUCAAGAAGUGUGCAAAGGUAAACGGCGUUACCUUGCCGCAGAAGGUCAUGGAAGGGUUGGGUGAGAGGGAGGUCACGGUGGAGAAACAAAGCGUCCUAAAAGUGCUCACGGUUCCUAAGCUGCUUAUCCGAACGUUGAUCAUAUUUUUAAACUGGAUGGUCGUGAGCAUGGUCUAUUACGGUCUAAGUCUCAACGUUGGCAACCUGAACGGCGACAUCUACGUUAACUUCGCCAUCAACAGCACUAUGGAGUUAGGCGCCUACGUCAUGUGUCUUCUGCUUCUCAACAGGGUGGGCCGGAAGUCGCUUCACGCCAGCACUAUGAUCCUCGGAGGGGUAGCAUGUCUGUCAACAAUAUUCACGGUGCUGUACGCAGAACAAUCGCUGUACUGGGUCACAGUGGUCUUGGCGAACGUGGGCAAGUUUGGUAUAUCGGCUGCGUUCGCGAUUAUCUACGUCUGGUCGGCGGAACUGUUCCCUACCCUGGUGCGCAGCUCGGGCAUGGGCUCUAGCUCCAUGAUGGCCCGCGUUGGCGGUAUGGUGUGCCCCUACAUAGCGGACCUGGGAAAAUACGUGGACGGUGAUUUUGGAAAGGCUCUUCCCCUGAUCAUAUUCGGUGGAUGCUCUGUACUUGCUGGUGUUUUGUCACUCUGUCUGCCGGAAACGCGGGGCGCCAUUUUACCGGAAACAAUCGCCGAUGCGGAGAACUUUGGGCGACGCGAGGAGUCCGCAAAGACGUCACAUUCCUCCAGAGAGUUCUUCGUCAACGAAAGUUUCAGCGCCGAAGCAGCAGACUAAGUGUGGACGUUUGACUCGCCCAAACGUGGACG
Messenger RNA from Dreissena polymorpha, 4662 nucleotides. RefSeq lists its product as uncharacterized. Lineage: Eukaryota; Metazoa; Mollusca; Bivalvia; Myida; Dreissenidae. Gene Ontology annotation, biological process: transmembrane transport. Gene Ontology annotation, cellular component: membrane. The record is from RefSeq and is a predicted model, not a curated record. The transcript has 25 exons. Bases 206 to 4630 code for a protein of 1474 amino acids. Gene Ontology annotation, molecular function: transmembrane transporter activity.